UCGUGAUUUUAUUUCAUUAUAAACACUUUUAGUCAUAGACAAAGAGCCCGAGUUGUCAUGAAUUAACAUAUUUCAAAUCGGAAACUGACAAAAUCAGAGGAAGAAGGGGACAAAAUACGACAAAAUUAGAUAUAACAUAACACCAACAUUGUAUAGAAUAUGCUGAAAUCUAGUGGACAAAAACAAGACGUUGUUUCACGAUGGAUUUUCACAAUAAUUAUGAUAAACCUGCUGGUAGUAAUAGAAGCGGCUAUUGUACAAGACACCGACGAAGUGACCACAACUACUUCCAAAAUGGAGGAUGAAAUUACAAAACGUACUACAACUCAAUUUGCAACAGUCGCCAAUGGGGAAUCCUCGAACCAGAUAGAAACAUUCAUAUUCGCAGGCGCCUGUUUCUUGGGAGGUCUCAUUCUUACAGCACUUCUAGCGCUGUUGAUUUAUAUGAGAAACAAGAGAAACCGUCUCGUAAAGAAGAUAAUCGGGAAGAAAAUUGAACACAAUUCAAUCGAUAUUGCAAACCCUUAUCUCGGAGUGACAGAUCUAAGGAAACCAAGUAUUAACACUCCAGACACCGUUGUUUCAAUACCUCAAAAUAACAGGGAGACUAUUACAAAACAGGUAAUCCUAAAUUCAGACAAUGAGACAAAACUUCCUGAUGUGAUACAACCCGAAACUAGGAAGUCCCUAGAGCAUGGUAUCAUAACCACAUCAACCAGGAAGGUCAUAGCAGCCCCGGUUUUAAUACUGGAGGACGAAUACCAACAAGGAAGUAAGCGAUCUCGAUCUAUAAUAAACCAAUUCACUGGUUAUGUUGGAAACAGGGGUGGUGAAAUUAAAAGUGAUGAAUCAGACGUUUCAGUCUAUGUUCCCAAAGGAGCGAUACCUGUAGGUAAACAAUGCAAAAUAAAGGUAUCAGUUUCGCUUGAUUUUACAACAUACGCUGGAAAACUGUUCAAGGAAUACCAAAAUGACAUUUGGCUGACACCUCUAGUUGAGUGCACAAUUGAAGGAGUUGAGAAGACAACUAGUCCGAUUACUAUUAGGGUACCCCAUCGUGUAAACAUCGCAGGUAGCUCAAAAUGGAACAUGAAGCUUCAUUAUUCAAGUGGUGAACUCUCGGAAUCAGCAUCAUGGUGCGCGAUGUCAAACAGCACCAAACACAUAUACACUGGCGUCAACUUUAACCACAAUGGGCACUACUUCAACGUUAUGACCACCAACUCUGGGAGUUACCUGGCUACAGGCCACGGGAAGAAGAAUAUCACCCCAUUGAAGCUAUGUACCUUGGUAUAUGGAAGCAUAAAGAAAAGUGGACCGCUACAGGCUAACUUUCGCGUAUACGUCUGUGACGUCAUCAAAGAUUCACUGAAGAGAAUAAGUCUGGCCGAGAAAGAAAAGUACAGUAAACUACUAAGCAGCCAAAUGCCUCUGAAUAUGAAAUCUGGAAAAGAUUUUGAAAUCUCUCUGUUGACUAAAGACGACUCUAACUGGCCAUGGAAAUUAGCAAAUGGUCUUCCUAAAAAAACAUUCCCACUCCAAUUCUGCUACAAGGCAUCAACAGCACUACCAUACGUGGAGUUUGUAUGCGCACCCAAAGUGAGCAACAGUGAUCUCCUUGAUGUGCAGACGACAUUCAGGGUCUCUCAGAAGUCAUCAGGUCAAGAUGACAACAACCCUACAAGUAUUAAAGUAGCAUUGAAAAUAAAGAAGUUACAAACCAACAACUCACCAUUAGAUAAAGUCCCCACAGCUGAUGAACAAUGGACAAUAAUUACAACUCUCCACACACAGAACGUAAACACCUCAGAACUCUGUAGGGCUCUGGGUCUUUCUUCAGCUAGUAUAGAAGACAUCCAGAGCUGCGUUACAGAUAUGGGACGCACUAAACGUGCCAUUGAGACAUGGAGAAUAGUAUAUGGACACAGAGCAACAAUUGCUAAGUUAUGUGCUAGUUUAGAAAAUGCUGAGUUUUACGCAUUGGCUGACCUGAUUCAACAGAAAUUCACGUUUGUUGAUGUACCUUUGUAAAUGUAUGACAUGAGGUUCAUUCCAACAUUCUCAAAGUGCCAUACACCAACAUACAAUCCGAUACAAUGAUAUAUAUUUGUUUCUAGUAUAUAAUAUAAACUACAACAUAAAUAUCUGACUUUUUAGAAAAUGUUUAAAAUAUUAACCAGGGUUUUACUGAUGCCUAUUUUGCCAAUGUUUCUAUAAAGGUGCUUCAAGAACAAUUGCAGUAACUGUGACGUGCUCCGAUUUCCAUAUCUUCAAUGGAAUCAUUAUAUUUAUUGAACGUGUAUGUUAAACAUACUUAUGUCACUGUCUUGUGGUAUAGACUACUAGGAUGCCAUUUAUCAUGAUAGGUGAUUAUCCUUAACAAGGGAAUUCUAGAUAGUAACAUAACCUCCAAGUCCAAAUACUAAUUGAAUGGACUAAGUACAGUAUUAGCGCAACUUCAUUCAUACAGUCAAUCAUUAAAAAAUGACAUAUGCCCACAGCGUUGUUCAUGUUGAAUGUAUGUAUCAUAUGGCUGAUAUAUAAUAUGGCUACUUCAAAGCCAUAUAUUGCCGAGCUUUCGUUUUGAAGUGGCUAAUUCUAACUUGAUCCAAAUACUUUCACCAUUGAUGGAUUUUGAUACAGACUAUCUCGUCUAUAAAUAUCAAAGCUAAAGAAUACUUAUCCCGUAAAUU
Messenger RNA from Owenia fusiformis, 2693 nucleotides. NCBI's taxonomy places the organism in Eukaryota, Metazoa, Annelida, Polychaeta, Sabellida, Oweniidae. The record is from the annotation of a GenBank genome assembly.